AUGGAUCCUUACCUGCUCAGUUACCUGAAGGAGAGUCCUAAGGCAGGACAGGACCUUAAGCAGCGUCUGGCUCCUCUCUGCAGCACCUUUCAGAUCUCUGAAGAGGCAGAAGAGAUUAUUGUGAGGAGAGGCACUGCUCAAGAAGCACUACAUCAGGAAAAAUGGGAGAUGCAGUUGCAGGAUGUUUGUUUUCAGCUAAUGCAAACUUACCGAUGCUACUAUGAGGUGGACCCCAAAAGAUUGAAGUUCCUUCAGGACAACCUUUCCUCGUGCUCUGGAAACGUGUGUAUCUAUAAAGAAAAUAAAGAGCUGGCAGUGGUGGUUGGAGAGAAAAGCGAAAUAGAAAAAGUACUUCAGAUGUUGGAGGCCUCUCAGAUAAAGCAACAGGUCCGCAAGGACUGCAGGGUCUCUGAGGUGCAAUUCACCCUGGUGGAGAAGGAGUUCAGAAGGGAGAUGAAGGCUUCAUUCCCACACAUCAAGACCACCAGACAGGGAAGCCGGACUCUAGUGUUAGACGGGCCAGAGGCAGAGGUAGAAGCUGCAUGCACCACGCUACAGGAGCUGGUCAAGAAGAUCCGGCUAAAGAGACUCCAGCUAACUCCCCCACUCCUUGCCUUCCUCACAUCCAGUGGAGCCAUGCAAACAUACCAGACCCGGUUUCACCGGAGCCUGAGGAGUCCAGUGAUGCUUGAAGUGGGUCCAGACCUUGUUCUGUCCAGCCUUAUCUCAGAGGCCCUUGAGGAGGCAGCAGCAGCUCUGGAGCGAGACCUGACUGCGGAGACCGUGGCCUUGGAGCGAGCUGAAGUAGAGUCACCAGAAAUGGAAACACUUAAAGAAGAUUUGGACCGAUUGGGAAAACAUUUGCCCAAAAGGGUGGAGACCAGUUUCAACGCAAUUUUGAUCACUCCAAAAAAAUGUCAAAGUAGUCUCAAGCCAGGAGAUGUUUUGGAAGUUGAGGGCACCCCAGCUUUGAGAUGCCAAAAGGUCUUCUUCAUAGAGUGUUUGCCUUGGGAUGCUGUUAAGGGAAACAGUGAAAAGGCACUGCGAUAUGGGCUGAAGCAGGCAUUAGAACUGUGUGAGCGUCACACCUUCAACUCAGUGGCUUUUCCAAUAAUCGGACCUGGGAUGGUUCUGAACAUACCUGCAAGAGAAGCAGCUCAGAUGCUGACAGAUGAGAUUGGUCGGUUUGGAAGGUUGGGACCAACAAGAUCCCUCUCAACUUUACGUAUUGUCAUCCAACCAGACUAUCAAGAUUCUACAGAGAUCUUUCAAGAAGUAUGCCGGGGUCUAAAUAAAUAUAUGGUGGAUAUUAACACAGGUCAAGCUAUCUUUCAAUCUCUGACAUCUGACCUGGAUGAAAUCACUCUGACAGUGGGAGGGAUACAACUUCACUUGGUUUUUGGGGACAUCACCAAUGAGACCACUGAUGUAAUCGUGAACACCACAGACUUCCAAAACUUUGAUUCAGCUGUGUGCAAGGACAUCUUGAUGAUGGCAGGCCCUACGGUGCAAAGAAACCUUCAGUCAGGUGAAUCUCUGGGUUAUAUGGCGCAAGUAAAGAGGGGUGAGAUCUUCACGUCGUCCCCCGGCUCUUUCCCCUGCAAGGCCAUCAUGCACGUGUGUGGGCAAAAAGAUCCUGCUGUCAUCCAGGAUCUGGCCAGGGACAUCCUGCUGCUCUGUGAGAGCAAAAGAUACCCAUCAGUAGCCAUUCCUGCCAUCUGUGCCGGCACUGGUGGAGUGGACCCACGCCUGGUGGCAGAUGCCAUCCUCAAAGGAGUGAAGGCUACUGUGUCCAGCCACACCCUACAACACCUCACUACUGUCCGCCUUGUUCUGUUCAAGAUCAACGUUUUCCAGCAGUUUCAAGCUGCAGCCCAGAGUAAUAUGGGUUUGCUUGCUACCCCAACAAGUUAGGAUAACAUUGUAUAAUUAUA
Molecule: messenger RNA, 1934 nt
Organism: Clupea harengus (Atlantic herring)
Lineage: Eukaryota; Metazoa; Chordata; Actinopteri; Clupeiformes; Clupeidae
Product: protein mono-ADP-ribosyltransferase PARP14
Exons: 8
Coding region: 1-1914 (637 amino acids)
Biological process (GO): negative regulation of gene expression; protein poly-ADP-ribosylation
Cellular component (GO): cytoplasm; nucleus
Molecular function (GO): transcription corepressor activity; NAD+ poly-ADP-ribosyltransferase activity
Source: RefSeq, a predicted model, not a curated record